AGGUACGGGGAGGUCGUCAACAUCAACCUGGUGCGGGACAAGAAGACGGGCAAGUCCAAAGGGUUUUGCUUUCUGUGCUACGAGGACCAGAGGAGCACCAUCCUCGCUGUUGACAACUUCAAUGGGAUCAAGAUCAAAGGAAGGACGAUUCGAGUGGACCAUGUGGCCAACUACCGGCCCCCCAAAGACUCCGAUGACUUAGAUGACGUCACAAAAGCCCUCCAUGCAAAGGGUUGCGGGGUUAAAACGCCGCCUCAUACAUCCUCCGAUUCCCUGUCCGAAGAUGAUGAUGUGCCUGUGAAAAAGCAAAAAG
Apaloderma vittatum (bar-tailed trogon) is the source of this 313-nucleotide messenger RNA. RefSeq names its product RNA-binding motif protein, X-linked 2-like. The annotation marks the transcript as partial. Gene Ontology annotation, cellular component: U2 snRNP; catalytic step 2 spliceosome; precatalytic spliceosome. The transcript is spliced from 2 exons. The record is from RefSeq and is a predicted model, not a curated record. Gene Ontology annotation, molecular function: RNA binding. NCBI's taxonomy places the organism in Eukaryota, Metazoa, Chordata, Aves, Trogoniformes, Trogonidae. Gene Ontology annotation, biological process: mRNA splicing, via spliceosome.